Cuscuta campestris is the source of this 3523-nucleotide messenger RNA. The record is from the annotation of a GenBank genome assembly. NCBI's taxonomy places the organism in Eukaryota, Viridiplantae, Streptophyta, Magnoliopsida, Solanales, Convolvulaceae.
AGGACGCCUAGGUGGACGCCUUAUUAGAAGGUACCCAAGCGCCUAGACUCGCCUAGUCGCCUUAACAACUAUGGAUAGGACUGCUUGGAGAUCUAAAAUUAGGGUUGUUGGUUCUAACCAUAGCGUGGGUGAACAGAACUUGGUGGGAGAAGCAACAGCUGAAUGGAAGUUCAAAAAGGAACCUUCCGAUUUGCCUGUAGAGUUUAAGUGCCCACUCUGCAACACUUUUUUCAAGGAGGCUGUGCUUAUUCCUUGCUGUCAGCAUAGUUUUUGUAAAAAAUGUAUUAGCUUUGUUCUUCUUGAGAAAAAAAUUUGCCCAAUAUGUUUCUCCAUCAAAUGCAAAGUGGAAGAUCUGCUCCCUAACUUAUCUCUGAGACAAGCAAUUGAGCAUUUUUUUGGAUCUCAAGUGCUUGGUACAGGCUCACCGAAUGAUCUGUGUCAACUUGUUCCAGACGGAGAAUCUGGAAUUCAAGCUAGGGAAAUCUCUUGUGCUGUAACUGUUAUCCAAAGGGAACCCGACAGCCCCCAUUCUCCCUCAGCUACUGGACAUGGAUCUAAUCAAGUUUUGGCAGACUCAUUCUAUGAGCCACAUAGGAGAAGUAAGCCACAUAAGAUGCACAUGUUUGAUGGAAAAAGAUCUCAAUAUGCUCACUUAAAUCCUCACGGUGGAGCAGAUGAUGUGCCAAUUACAGUGUUUGACGGAGGGAACCAGCCCUUUAACUUAUGCAAGACCCGUGUUCAUGAUGAAGGUGCAGAGACAAAGUUUUGGGCUACUGGUAGGCAUAAACAGGGGGCUCGUACUUGUUACAUAUGUGGAUCUCCGGAACAUCUUAUGAGAAACUGUACUGCCUCAAAUUCUCUCGCCAUGCCUCAAACAGGACAUCAUAUGCUGAUGGGAGGGAUGCCAGGCUAUCCAUCACCAUAUUGGAAUAACACUAUGUAUUCCCCUAUAAGCCCAUUCACACAUAUUUAUGGUAAUCCAGAAAUGAUGCCAUUCAGGGCACCCAUAAUCCCUACACCUACUUUUAGUGCUUCUCCCUAUAUGCCUUCCAUGCCCAGUGGAGUGCCUCUCAAUGGCCUAAGAAAAGAAGGUAUGGCACCUCUGAGCGGAACCCAAACUGGACACCUAUUAAACCAAAAAGAAUUUAUGGAGUCUCAACAGCCUAACAACAGAAGGAAUGUUUCAGACCAAAACUUGGACAAAUUUAGAGGAAAGCAAUGUUAUAGUAAGUAUGAUAACAAUGCAAAAGAAUGGGUCGAGUACAGACAUGCUAAAGAUAGGGAAGCAAGUACAAGUAACUCGGAUGACACCUUUGGUCAAAUAUCAAAGAGGAAACAUCAACAUGUUGACCGAAAACGUGAGAGAAGUCCUCACUCCUACAGUGCUGGAAGAGACAGAGCAUUGCUCCACACAGAGAGGUCAAUUUCUAGUUUGGAGGAUAAGUGUGAACAUCACCACAGAGACACUAGAAAACCCUACGAGAGAAGGGGGCAUGGCAGUGAUUCUAGUUGGGGACGCCAUCAUGUCCCAAAAGAAGAAUCUAGUCGUGAUUCGAGACAUAAUAAUAGGCUCGAUAAUAAAGAUCGCGGAAAUGAGUUGCGCAAUGGAAGGAGGACGAUUGUUGAUGGCUUGCCAUUUUUGAAAUUGAAUAGGAAUCUUGACAUUGGACACAAGAAAUUUAUGUUGAAUUGUGCAAAGGCUAAUAUUGGUACAAUGAAGUCUUACCGCCUGUUUAAAGAAUCUGUAGGUGGGUAUGACAACGUUGGAGCUACCGCAGUGGAUUUCAAGAACUUUAAGCGAGAUCUUAAAGCUUACAUAGCUGGUGGUGAUGCACAAAUGGUCAUUGACAAGCUUUUCAGGAAGCACGAAACAUGUUCUGCAUUUUUCUUUGAGUAUGAUGUCGAUGAAAGUGACCAACUUACAAGGCUAUUCUGGUGUGACCCCGUUGCUAGGAAGAAUUAUUCGUUGUUUGGGGAUGUUGUCUCAUUCGAUGCAACUUACGAGACAAACAGAUACAAUAUGAUUUUCGCUCCAUUCACGAGCGUAGACAAUCACUGUAAGUGCAUUACUUUUGGGGCUGGUUUGCUAACUAGGGAGGAUGACGAGUCAUAUGCAUGGCUGUUUCGUCGUUUCUUAAAUGCUAUGGGAAAUGCCCCGAAGUGCAUCAUCACUGACCAAGAUCUUUCAUUGCGAGGUGCAGCCCAAAAGGCAUUUCCCCGAACUUCACACCGGUAUUGUAUGUGGCAUAUAAUGAAAAAAGUUGGUGGUAAAGUGGAUGACGAAUUGGCUAAAGAUUCAGAGUUUCUGACAAAAUUGAAUGCAAUUGUUUGGAGUCAUUAUCUUGAGCCUAUAGAUUUUGAAAAGAAAUGGCAUGAUCUGAUGGCUGCGUAUAAUUUAGACAAUCAUAAAUGGUUUCAAAAAUUAUUUGAAAUACGUUUCUCUUGGAUCCCCGCGUACUACAGAGAUCUGUUCAUGGGUGGCUUAUUACGCACCACAUCACGGUCAGAAAGUGAAAACAGCUUCUUUGACGAUUUCACAGGACAGAAUUUUAGUCUUGUAGAACUUCUUAUGCAGUUUGAAAGUGCUGUGGACUCUCAACGGCAUAAAAAUGCUGACUUGAAUGCUGAUGAUGAAGCUUGUUACCCUGAAUUCAAGACUCCGUUGGACAUUGAGCACCACGCAGCAUCUGUUUACACAAUAACAAUUUUCUACGAGGUACAAAUGGAGAUAUCCGCAGCUUGCUUUUCUUGCUGUGUACUUCAUGUCGAAGAACUAGAUGGCCAACAGGUGCAAUAUUUAAUUAAGGAAAAAAGGGGCAUGAGUUUCAAAGUUCAAUUCUCCCGCAUUGAUGCCUCCGCAUGCUGCACCUGUAAACAUUACCACCAACGGGGUCUACUGUGCAGACAUAUUUUUCUAGUUUUCAAAGAUGAGAACAUCCGCCAGAUCCCCGACAUGUACAUUACGAGCAGGUGGUGUAAAACAAGAUUUAUUAAGCCCAUGUACGAUGUGCCCGAUGCAGAUUUUGAAGCUCUAUCCGCUGUCGAAGAAAAGAAAAUUGCAUUAAACCGCUUGUGGUCAGAUCUUUACUACUGUGUUUCUGCCGUUGAGCAAAAGCCAGAUUUGUUGGGUGGAUUUUCAAAGAUUAUUCGUCAACAGGACAUCCUCGAAGCCGCGCUACGGUCGGGUGUUGUAAAUACUCAGAACAGCAUCUUUGAAUGUUAUUACGGAGUACCUGCCCCGGCCAAUAUAACAGUUCUACCACCGCAACCUGUACACAACAAGGGAAGUGGCAAGAGAAUCAAAAGUGCAAAAGAGUUGAGCAUUGAACAAUCAAAGAAGAAUAAACGAAUGUGCAGAAAAUGUCAGCAACUUGGGUAUCAUGACAGUAGGAAUUGCCCCAAAAACAUUUCAGGGUGAUUGCGUUAGACUUUAUUUGUAAUUUUCUUAAUUUUAUUUCCUUUAUUCAAACUUUCAUUAUGCUCUCAAUACAUCGUGUGGGUUGAAUCAACAGCUUUGCAAUUG